Molecule: messenger RNA, 1300 nt
Organism: Neopelma chrysocephalum (saffron-crested tyrant-manakin)
Lineage: Eukaryota; Metazoa; Chordata; Aves; Passeriformes; Pipridae
Gene: B4GALNT1
Product: beta-1,4-N-acetyl-galactosaminyltransferase 1
Exons: 4
Biological process (GO): ganglioside biosynthetic process
Source: RefSeq, a predicted model, not a curated record
GGCUGGUUCGCCGGGAGGAACCUGGCGGUGUCGCAGGUCACCACCAAGUACGUGCUGUGGGUGGACGACGACUUCAUCUUCACCCCCCGCACGCGGCUCGAGAAGCUCGUGGACGUGCUGGAGAGAACCAGCCUGGACCUGGUGGGCGGCGCGGUGCGGGAGAUCACGGGUUACACCACCACGUUCCGGCAGCGGCUCAGCGUGCGGGGGGGCGGCGCGGGGGGCGACUGCCUGCGGACCCGGCCCGGCUUCCACCACCGCCUCGCCGGCUUCCCCGCCUGCGUCGUCACCGACGGCGUCGUCAACUUCUUCCUGGCCCGCACCGACAAGGUUCGCCAGGUGGGCUUCGACCCCCGCCUGCGCCGCGUGGCUCAUCUCGAGUUCUUCAUCGACGGGCUGGGGGUGCUGCACGUGGGCUCCUGCGAGGACGUGGUGGUGGAUCACGCGUCCAAGCUGGCCCUGCCCUGGCGGCGCUCGGAGGGCGAGCGCCAGUACAACCGCUACCGCUACCCGGCGGCGCGGGACGACAGCCUGAGGCUCAAACAGCGCCUCUUCUUCUUCAAGAACCGCUUCAAGUGCAUGGCUGGGGACUGACACGGGACUGACACGGCCACCGGCACGGCCACCGGCCCGGCCACCGCCUGGGGGGGGCUGAGGGUGCGGUGACACGGGGACACCCCCGAGGGACACCCCCAGGCCACCGUCACCGGCCACCCCUGGAGCACUUGCUGGGCCGCUGGCACCAGAGUGGCCCCCGUGGGUCACCCCCAGAGUGGCAUCACCACCAUGGACACUCCGUGGGCCACCACUGGGGUCCCACAGGGCCACUAAGGGUGGGAUGACAUGGGGUCACCACUCCUGGGCCACCCCAGGGGCCACCACUGCCCUGGGGGUGGCCACAGGGCUGCCGACACCUGGGUGGCCCCCGGGUGACCCCUGGCCUGUCACACCCCGUGGGUCACCCCAGAGUGGCCACCCCCCCGUGGGACACCUCGAGGGUCACCACCCCCAGGCCACCACCAUGGGCCACCACCCCUGACUGUCCCCGGGGCACCCACGGGACACCUCCAGGGCCACUGAACCCCCCCAUGGGCUACCCCAGGGCCACCUCCAGGGCACCCCCAGGGCCACUGACAUUGGGGUGACACAGAGCCACCCCCUUGGGGGCCACCUCCAGGGCCACCCCAAGGGCCACCCCCAGGACACCCCCUGUGCCACCACCAUCAGCUGCUCCCGGGGGUGCCCGGGGGGCACCGACACUGGCCCCACCCCCGGGACACACCCCCUGGAGCACCCCCAG